Molecule: messenger RNA, 1203 nt
Organism: Aspergillus calidoustus
Lineage: Eukaryota; Fungi; Ascomycota; Eurotiomycetes; Eurotiales; Aspergillaceae
Source: the annotation of a GenBank genome assembly
UCCACCUCUUGCAGAAUUCAUGUAUAUACAAAAGUUGUCAUGGGCCGACAAACAUUGGAUAAAUCUUGGUUGGAUACGCAUACGGGAGGCCUUAUUUGAUGUCAUCGUUUGACAACUUGUGAAAAUCAUUUACCUGUGCGAGAGCUGAAGGAUUGAGAUUUGACGUCACCUGCGUCCUAAGAUCGACGAGAUCAGGGUCGUUUGUUUUGGGGGCCAUUAUCCGUCACGGCGCGUGCUAUAAAGCGGACCUGGGGCUUCUCGAAAAUAAAACAACAACAUCACAGCCAGGAUUAAUCAUACAAUCAAGCCUGUAUUCUUUCUCCCUGAGCGGGGAAUAAUUCCAAUCAGCCUACAAUCCGAUCCCCCAAAUUCUCAAAAUGGUUGGCAAAGUCACUGCCACGAUGGCCGCCCUAAUGAUGGCUGCGGUUUCCCGCGCAUGGGAAGAUGGCGUUGACUGUACCAGCACGUCAGUUGACGCUGCGGAGGGGCUCCUCUAUGUCCACGACUCCUCCGGACUCGAUGUCUACUGCGAUGAUAUUGACGACAUCGUUAGCGCCGACAAUGGUUACUCGUGCUACCGAACAACCUCCGACUCCUCGUCCCUCGGAGACAUAGUCAAAUGCCCCGGCGACCCCGCGCCAAAGAAAAACCCCGAUGGCUCGGACGUGGACGCGGAAAUCGCCAGCGGGGUCGUGUCCGCAUACUGCAAUUCCGCAGGGGACCCCCUGGUGUUCGUCAAUACCAUCGGCUGUCUCCUGUUCGCGUACUACGAGGCGAACGGGGAUCCCGUGGCCGAGGCGGAGGCUGGCGGGCGCGCGGUUUGCGAUACGAUCUUCAGCGGGGCGUGUACGUAUUUCAUUGAUGUGGCCCCGGCGAUUGCGGAGGGGAUGGAUAAGCCGUGUAUUGAUGAUCCGGGGUCCAAUGCUUGUGCCUUUGCCAACCCCGGUAAAUAAGGGUGCGUGGGGAGAACUAUAAGGAAGGGACCAUGGGGGUUGGUUCUGAGAGGCGCUGCCACAGGAUCACCGAAAAAAAGCGAUACGAUUUGAGAGAGAUGAUUAUGGAUGCUUCUAUUGCUGCCGUGUGUACACAGAGGAGUCUAAUAAAGCCACUUGUUUCCACUCGCAGGCCCUGUCUUUAACUAGUUUAUGGCAAUAUCCACUACAAGCAAGUUCAUACCGCGUAAAACCGCUGGUCUCAUAGUGG